AUGACGACCUUGAAUUGGAAGUUCUUCCCUGUGGCUCCGUUGGGGAAAUCUACAGCGGGAAGAUACGAUCUCGGUAUCACCUACGAAAUGCCACCCGAUCACCCGGAGAGCAAGGAAGGGCGACGCAUUGCUGCGCUCCGCCGCCAUCACGUACAUCAUGUAUACGACAAAUUGGAAAAAACGCGAGGAUGGAAGAUUGAGGAGUGGGACGAUGGCAGCAUCGUGAUCAGGGGUGUCAAUUUCGUCAAUAUCAAGGGUUCGGUGCGUGCCCACUCCUCAGGCGAGGCCCGAAUCGUUGGGUACAAACUUUAUUUCAAGACUUCCCCAGAAGCGUAUGAACUGAGGAAUUUGGUCGGAUUCGGCAAGUGGCACCCGUCGGAAACGGAAUACUCUUGCAUCAAGAUGCCAGUUAGUAUAGCGGAUGAUACUGAGGAAUGGAAUGAAUAUGCGAGGAUAAAGAGGGUAAGAGUGAAGUCGAGAGAGGAUGAUUAA
Sordaria macrospora k-hell is the source of this 492-nucleotide messenger RNA. RefSeq lists its product as uncharacterized. Lineage: Eukaryota; Fungi; Ascomycota; Sordariomycetes; Sordariales; Sordariaceae. The record is from RefSeq and is a predicted model, not a curated record.